Molecule: messenger RNA, 1590 nt
Organism: Baudoinia panamericana UAMH 10762
Lineage: Eukaryota; Fungi; Ascomycota; Dothideomycetes; Mycosphaerellales; Teratosphaeriaceae
Exons: 1
Molecular function (GO): hydrolase activity
Source: RefSeq, a predicted model, not a curated record
GUUCGAACACAUAUGUAUAUCUCGUUAUGUACCUACGUCUUCAAUGAUGCACCUCAAUUCAGGAAGGCCAGAUCGCGUAGUGGAGAGUAGAAACAGCGCGAGAGACUGAACAGUACGGCAGCCAACAAUGUUUGACUUCCUAGCUCCAGCCUCGCCGUUUGAUGCUCCGUCGCUGCUAUACCAGCUUCUAGACCAGCCCGUCAAGACGCUCAUCCGUGUCAUUGAUUUGUUUUGCAUGUGGCUACAACCUGCACCACGGCCCGGCCGACAUCCUAUCCGCGUGGUCUGCAUAUCAGACACACACUGUCUCAAAGCCGCUCAUGUACCAGACGGUGACCUGCUAGUUCAUGCAGGCGACCUAACCAACGCUGGCACACCAGCAGAAAUACAAGCCCAGGUUGACUGGCUCAACAGCCUACCGCACCAACACAAGGUCGUCAUUGCUGGUAACCAUGACACAUACCUUGACCCGCGGAGCCGGCAAACGCUAUCUCUCCAGGCCCGAGAAGGCGGCGUUGACUGGAAAGGGCUAUGGUACCUGCAGCAAUCUUCUGUCAGUUUGAAAUUCCACAGAGGCCAACGUAAAUUGAAAAUCUAUGGCGCCCCUCAGAUCCCAGCCUGUGGUGGCGAGGAGUUCGCCUUCCAGUACUCGAGGGGCGAAGAUGCUUGGAUAGACAGCGUACCAUUGGACGUAGAUGUACUAAUCACGCAUACGCCUCCAAAAUACCACCUUGAUUUACCUUCUGCUCUUGGUUGUGAGUACCUGCUGCAUGAAGUGUGGCGAGUCAGACCGACUCUGCACGUCUUCGGCCACAUCCAUGCCGGCAAGAGCGACACAUUCGGCUGGCUGAAGGGUGGAAGGGAGCUUGUCUGCUGGGACGAAGGGCAGAAGUGUCUUGAGCGGGCAAUGAGCCGGCCGGAUGGAUUGAUGAGAGGUCUUGUUGACCCACGAGGUUGGCUUGACGUUGUUCGAGUCACUGUCUAUGGCGUUGCGAGAGUGCUGUGGCAGACUGUCUGGGGUGGCAAGACCGACAGGACUUGCGUGGUCAAUGCGAGCUUGAUGUACUGCAAUACUGGACAGCUGCGGAACGCAGCGCAGAUCGUUGUGAUAUGACACGGUGCACGUUCUCAUGCUCUGUCCUCUUCUGAGACCUCCAACUGCGCUCAUAUUAGCCUGCAGUGUUUGCCGCUCAACCAUCUAUUUCAACCGAUACGGUCCUCAAGGUACCCACACUCUCCUCACAAAGCUCUUCGAAGCUCGUCCCUCUAGAGAUCGUCCUGUGUUACUCGCCGUGAUGGUCUAACUACAUGGCUCAUGAACGGCUGUACAAUCUACAUGGCCUGGAAUGAAACGUGGAUUCCGACUGACCAGUCGUUCGGAUCUGUACGAGCCAGACGCUACGCAUUCCCCUGCAGCACCUACAUAUCGACUUUAUUACUGUUCGGGUUUCAGACCCUUUCGGAGCAAGAGCAAAACAACCCCGGUAGAAAAGAGCACCCGCGACGGUGGUAUAAUUUGUGUAGGUUAUACUGGCCAGCGCGGCGGACGUCAUGGCAAACACUUCCUGUACUUCGGGACAUGAGGAUAGA